This is a messenger RNA of Spodoptera frugiperda (fall armyworm), 1368 nucleotides long. RefSeq names its product CLIP domain-containing serine protease B4-like. The record is from RefSeq and is a predicted model, not a curated record. NCBI's taxonomy places the organism in Eukaryota, Metazoa, Arthropoda, Insecta, Lepidoptera, Noctuidae. The transcript is spliced from 10 exons. Bases 17 to 1366 code for a protein of 449 amino acids. Gene Ontology annotation, biological process: proteolysis. Gene Ontology annotation, molecular function: serine-type endopeptidase activity.
ACUCGGUGCCGGUGUUAUGUGGGAGCGGCUGCGGUGCUCUGCAGAUGCUGAGCAGACUAUGCCUGAGGGCCCAGCGUCGGACAUCGGGCGGUUCCCCUGGCUUGGUCUAGUGCAACAUAGCUUUUACAUAGCAGGCAGGGUUCAUUUUGCAAUAACUGGAGCUGUUCUCAUUCACCCUGGGUUUGCGAUAGCAGCAGCUGAAGAUAUAGCGAGGAUUGAGCCUACAGAACUCAAGAAUAAUACGAAGCUAAUUCUUUGGGGUAGCAAGGGCAAGGAAAAUCAGAAAUAUGCAGUAGAUGUAAUGGAUUAUAUACUGCAUCCACAGUACCAAGAGAGACUGACAUUUGCUACCAUUGCACUUUUGGACUUGGUCGGGUGGAGUGAAACACAGUUUAACGACUGGAAAGCCCCGGUGUUACCAAUUUGCAUGCCUGUAAAAGGAGGUGGACUUUUCACUGAUAUGUACGCAAUAAAAUUUACAGAUACAUCGAAGGAAAUGCAGAAAGAGGUAUACAAAAUGAAAUUUGUCGACGAUCAAGAUUGUGAAGAGUUUUACUAUAAAGCUCAGUUAUCAUAUGGGAAGACGAACCCGGUGAAUCCAGUGUGUGCUGUGUCAGAGAACAUUACAACGCCCUGUGUGUGGGACUCUGGUACCGCACUGGUCACCAGGCAGUCUUGGGGGUUCUGGAAACUGCUUGGUUUUGCCCUCCGAAGCCCCGGUUGCGGAGCUCCGACCAGGUUCCUAAACAUCCACGACUACCUACCCUGGAUUAAUGACGUCAUCUCUCGGAAAGCCUAUGAAGAUUAUGAGGACGUAUACAAGUUAGCUAUGCGUAGAUUGUCUCCAUACAAAUUCAUUUUGUUUAAGGGCACUACGAAACUACCAAAAGGUAUAGGCCAAUGUUCGAGGAGAGCUCGAGGCUCUGUCCUUUACAAAGACAGUUCGGAAUUCAACACAAACAGUAAUCUUGCGCAAGGAUUUUUCCACAUAGAGAUAAGUCACAUAGCUAGUUUUAGGUGCGUCGAAGUGAACUUGGAUUGUAAAAUUAGAACAAAUGCUGCUAUUUGGUUGGAACACAACUGCCACCCUGACAUGAGGGGACUGGCUUACAACCAGAGCAGAGCAGGAGAGAGGGAGAGAUUACUUUGCUUCGUUUACUUCAAGACAUCUGCGUUUGUCGAGGUCCGAUUCAUAUUCUCGUUUUCAGCAACGAUUGAAGUUACACUAUUCGGUGUACACGAAACGACGAGAAACAUUCCGAACCCUUUCAAGUCAACACAACACACUACAGCGUGGUGGCCGACUACCAGCAAGUUUAUUAUGUCGCAAUGGGUCCCAACAAAUGUAUGGUGGUAUGGUUUGUAAAA